Molecule: messenger RNA, 377 nt
Organism: Triticum urartu
Lineage: Eukaryota; Viridiplantae; Streptophyta; Magnoliopsida; Poales; Poaceae
Source: RefSeq, a predicted model, not a curated record
AUGCUCACCUCUGACUGCAGAACACCACAACGCGCCUCGAUGGCGGCAAGCAGAGCGCCCGGCGUCACAGCCUCGUCGCCGUCUCCAAUUGCCGUGGCCACAAGAACAAGCUUGCUUUACUGUGCCUCCAACGCGUCCAUUGAUGGCGUCCGGGCCAGCAAGACAUGGCUCCUCUCCGGUCGGAUACAGGGCUCACCCCGACGCCAAACCUCCUGUGGAUACGCCAUCUCCAACAAACUGCACCCGGAUCCAUCACUGCCGGCGACCGCCCCCGACGCGCCAUCGCCGUCUUCGCUCUCCACGGCGAGGAAAAUGCUGGAGGUCACGCUCGCGCCGCCCAUCGCCGCUGCAACAGAGAAGCUAGGGUUCGUGGGUGG